Entrophospora candida is the source of this 273-nucleotide messenger RNA. The record is from the annotation of a GenBank genome assembly. NCBI's taxonomy places the organism in Eukaryota, Fungi, Glomeromycota, Glomeromycetes, Entrophosporales, Entrophosporaceae.
AUGCCGGAUGGAACAAGACCAGAAAUGCAUUUACCUGCAAGCAGCGCAAUUCGGUCUAAUUUUGUUGAUGGCCAUAAAUUUCUUUCUUUAAGGACUAAUUCAAUUCCUUUCGGUCUGCCAUCAGAAACAUUCACAAUCCAAGAUUCUGGUUGUGCAUUCCAAUUUGAACUUAAUUUUAUUGAAUUAUUCUUAGUACAGCAAAACAAUACACUUUCAUUGACAUUAGAUUCUGUUUCUCUUGAAAAAAUUUGCUUGCAGGUCUUGGAUGCUUAG